CUGAAUGUCGCAGUCGAGUGCCGACAACGAUGAGGGGACGUCUUCGCCUCUGGCGACAAAUCGGCCGACGCUCGUCCGGAAACGCACCCUGAGCCUGUCCUCCGAUGCUGAAACCGACAUUGUGGACCUCAAACGACCUCGUCUGACCCCUGCCUUGUCGUGGACCUCUAGUCUUAACGAGUCUUUUUCAAGUGAGGUCUCACUCUUCUCCAACUCCACGCCCGCGUCCCCACGUAUGUGCCGUACGUAUAGCCGGCGGUUACGUGAAUCGACACGGCCGACAACCACCACGCGUAUGGAUCUAUCGCUGCUCUCCGGCCGCGGCCGCGGCCGUAGUGACAAGGACGAGGCCCUCGAGAGCGGCCUUGCUAUGAUGCGCGAAACCGCCUCCGUAAGCAGUCGCGCGACAUCCCCAGUCAUGCCUGUUUUCCCGGAGCCCUCAGCUCGGCACCACCUCAAAGCUGGUCGGGUUGCCAUCGACUUCAGUGUCUCGACAACGGCGACUCAGCAGGAUCCUCCAACGGAGGAAAACCCUUUCCAAGGUCCAUCAUGGCCAGCAAGUUGGGGUGUCAGCAACGUGCUGUACUUCUCGCGUGGAAACAGGGUGUACCUGAAGAACAUGUCCCUGAACGAGGACGUCGCCCAGCUGUGCAAGCUCAAGGAAUCUCAUGGCGACCUUCGACUUCUAGAGUGCGGUGGCCGUGACCAACCCAAUAUCCUUGCCUCCGCGACGAGCAAGGGUUAUAUUCAGCUUUGGGAUGUCACGGCGCGGAAGAGCACUCUUGCCUGGCAGGCGAAGGGCGCCGUCAGCAUGCGGUGGAACGGACCUGUGCUCACCGUCGGCGGGCUGAAAGGCACCGUGCGCCACUACGACACACGUAUUGCGACCACGUCAAAGAUGCGCGAGCAGUCUCGCCGUGCGAUGCGUCACCAAAAGCCCAUAACUAGCCUCGCGUGGAACGGCGAAGGAAAGCUCCUUGCGAGUGGUGACGACUCGGGGCUUAUCCUCUGCUGGGACGAUCGCAUGCAGCUCCCCCUUGAUGUCGGUGAACACAAUGGUCGUCGUAAGAAAAUGAUGCAUGGCGGUGCAAUUACGGCACUUGCAUGGUGUCCCUGGCAGCCUAAAGUCCUCGCCUCUGGUGAUAGCACCGACGAUGGUGCAGGCAUCAUUCGCAUCUGGAACGUCUCAGGCUCCUCGACACAGCCCAGCUCCUCUCACUCCUCUGUCCAUUCGUCUUUUCGUUCCUCCACCCCUUAUGCCUCAGCCUACUCGGCAACUUCCCUCGUCCGCGGCUCUCUCACACGCUCCUCGUCUAUGACAUCUAUAUCCUCGCUCUCCAGUCGCUCGUUUUCCACGCCCUUCAGCCCGCGGACGGAAAGACCAGACCGCAUCGACAUCGGCGCAGCAGUAACGAGCCUCCAUUGGAGCCCGCACUGUAAAGAGCUCCUCAGCACCCACGGCCCCGGGCGCACGGUGGCACCGAACCACCUCGACGCCGAGGACGCAGACGAGCCGGCCAUGCCGCUGCGGCAUCGCUACGGCAACAGCGUCGUCGUGCACCAAUACCCUAGCCUGGCGAUGGUCUCGAGCGUCCGCGUCGACGGCGACGACCCCAGCACGAGUCACGGCGCGCAGGCCUCGGCGGGUACGGCGGACGGAGGGGACGGCGCAGAUGCAGCUAACGGCACAGCUAGAGCAGCAGAGCCGCGGACACCGCUCAUCGCGGGAAGCUUGUUAAGCCCAAGCGGGCAGAAAGUGCUACUCGCGCUGCCUGGCGAGGGCAAGCUGCGCGUCUGGGAUGCCUGGGGCAAGCCAAGCCUGCGCCGGCAGCCAAGCGCACUGAGCGUGGAGGGCCGUAUCCGGUAGUCUCCACGGAAAUUUUGAGCUGGCAAGUUGGGCUGGCGAUUCGUGUGAAAUAGCGGGACUGUGGUCCAUUGGGGAGUGGCAAGCGGAUGCGUGGAGGGGGGGACGAACAUUGUAUGCUAGCACAGGAAAUAAUGUCUCGUGCACGUGAACGUGCUUACCCGUUUGUCUCCUACAGGUGUAGCACCUAGAAUUUGCC
Molecule: messenger RNA, 2063 nt
Organism: Phanerochaete carnosa HHB-10118-sp
Lineage: Eukaryota; Fungi; Basidiomycota; Agaricomycetes; Polyporales; Phanerochaetaceae
Exons: 4
Coding region: 5-1867 (620 amino acids)
Biological process (GO): positive regulation of anaphase-promoting complex-dependent catabolic process; anaphase-promoting complex-dependent catabolic process; positive regulation of ubiquitin protein ligase activity
Cellular component (GO): anaphase-promoting complex
Molecular function (GO): protein binding; ubiquitin ligase activator activity; anaphase-promoting complex binding
Source: RefSeq, a predicted model, not a curated record